AUGGAGGGGCAGAGCGGCCGCUGCAAGAUCGUGGUGGUGGGGGACGCGGAGUGCGGCAAGACGGCGCUGCUGCAGGUGUUCGCCAAGGACGCCUACCCCGGGAGUUAUGUGCCCACCGUGUUUGAGAACUACACCGCCAGCUUUGAGAUAGACAAGCGCCGCAUCGAGCUCAACAUGUGGGACACCUCAGGCUCCUCUUACUAUGAUAAUGUCCGGCCCCUCGCCUAUCCUGAUUCGGAUGCUGUGCUCAUCUGCUUCGACAUCAGCCGACCAGAGACACUGGACAGUGUCCUCAAGAAGUGGCAAGGGGAGACUCAGGAGUUCUGUCCCAAUGCCAAGGUGGUGCUGGUUGGCUGUAAACUGGACAUGCGGACCGACCUGGCCACCCUGAGGGAGCUGUCCAAGCAGAGGCUUAUCCCUGUGACCCAUGAGCAGGGCACCGUGCUGGCCAAGCAGGUGGGGGCCGUGUCCUACGUGGAGUGCUCCUCCCGCUCCUCCGAGCGCAGCGUCAGGGACGUCUUCCACGUGGCCACCGUGGCCUCCCUCGGCCGUGGCCACAGGCAGCUGCGCCGCACGGACUCACGCCGGGGCCUGCAGCGGUCCACUCAGCUGGACCGGGGGAACGGGAACGAAGGCGAGAUGCACAAGGAUCGCGCCAAGAGUUGCAACCUCAUGUGA
Messenger RNA from Pipistrellus nathusii (Nathusius's pipistrelle), 678 nucleotides. The record is from the annotation of a GenBank genome assembly. Lineage: Eukaryota; Metazoa; Chordata; Mammalia; Chiroptera; Vespertilionidae.